AUGGCAACAUACUACACUGACGUUUCCUCACUGCCAUUCAGUGCAAUCUAUGCCUUCAGCGAUCCUGAAGAUAUGCUUGAGUCAUUUAACACUCUAAUCCAAGACUGCAUUGAUCGUCACACGCCAAUAAAGCGAGUAAAAGUCACUCGUCCCCCAUGUCCGUGGCUCAAAACCGGCGAUAUACAAACUCUCCAAAUCCAACGCAAUAAAUUGCACUUUGAAGCAUACAAGACCUCUCUUGACAGUAUAUGGAAUGCUUUCAGAAAGGUUCAUAACAGUCUAAAAACCAAGAUCAAGGCGGCUAAACGAUCCUUCUACCAAACAGUCUUAUCCUCCAGAAACUCCAAAAAUAUCUGGAAAGUAAUUCAUUCUAUUUUAAACCCCACUUCGACAUGACCCAAACGAAUUGAAUUUGCAUUUUGCUUGUACUGUUCAGCGGACAUUGGGCUACACGAAUAACGUUAGCAAAAACGAUCUCUACGCUUACAUUGACUCUUUGCCUAUUUCCACUGAGCAAAGUUUCAGUUUGAAUAAGGUCAGCCAAGCAGAAGUAUUAAAAGAAUUGCAUAAUCUUCGUAAUGAUAGUUCAACAGGUCCUGAUCAAAUUCCAUCAAAGUACAUUAAACCAGUUGCUGAUAUAAUCGCAGCUCCUCUGACACACAUUAUAAACUCCUGUAUUGAUGCUAACUCAUUCCCUCUGCUUGGAAGAUCUCAAGAAUAGAGACCUUAAGAUUUGCGUUUACUUCGAACCGCGAACGUGAAAAUGUCACGUGACCUUCACCUUGCCAUCAAGUUUGCCGUCUGAGGUUCACGUUUGAACGCGAAAGAGUGCUUCUAGAGGUAAGUCAAUUACUGCAGAGUUUUAUUGCUACUAAACCAUUGUAAAGCCACGUUUAUAUCCUACAGAUUGCUUCUUUUAUUUCACAAGUACUGGAUUUUAAUAUUUAUGAGGUUCUAUAGAAAGUUUCCAGGCGAGUUUUGACUUUUAAAAGCAAGUUGUACGAGCACGAUGAAAACAAAGAUGGCGCCAGGCAUUCCAAAACAAGUUGACUUUCGCUAGAUUUGCAAGAGUUUAUAAAUUGUGUACAUUUCUUUGAAAUAUCGUCAACUCAGACGUAACUUAGACAUUAACUGAUAUUUUAUCUAGAAAAUGGCCCCGUUCAGAUGGUCAAAUGUGGCCUAUGACAUAUUAUUGUGCAAGGAAGUUCUCGCACGAAGACCCUCGUCGCCAAUGGAAUGGGAAAGUGUAGCUGAAACCUUGAGUGAAAUAUUCAGCAUUGCAGAAAAAGUGGUAAUCCUAAAAGGAAGAGGUUGUAGAGAGAGAGUUGACCGUUUACUUAUGAAAUACAAUGAAGAGGAUAAGAAAAAUCUUAAAAAGUAAGCUACUGUAUAUAUUUUGAAUAUAAAUUUUAGACUGUCAAUACAGUACAGGUUGAUAUUUAUAGACUUGUGAAUACAACUGCGUUUAAAUCGAGUACAGGUUGAUAUUUAUAGACUUGUGAAUACAACUGCGUUGUGUGUGAUUAAUUAUACGUUUUAGAUCUGGUACUGAAGAGGAGUACUCUGAACUGCAUCAGUUGUUAGAAGAUAUAAGUACUUACAAGAGAGAUAUAGAAGACUUAAAAAACGUAAAGAUCAAAGGAAGAGAGCGGAAAAAGGAAAAAGAAAGGCUGGACAAAGCAAAAGGAACUGAGAUGAGGAAUGAAGCUUUAUCUGGAAUGUCAAGUAAGAUUUCACACUCUGUAAUGUAUAAACUUGUGUGCCAAUGCAAUUUGGCUUUAGUAUAAUUAACUUUUUAAGGACUCUUCAACCCCUUUAAAUAGUAUGUCAACCUAUUGAGCAACAACAUGCCUGACUUUCUCCUUUUACUCUGUCUAAAGAAAGCUGAGGGAUUUUAGUUGUCAAAAGAUUCUUGCAGCAGCUAAUUGAGUUAAUUCACUUAAUUAUUAAAUGCACAUCAAUAAUAUUCUCUGAGUGUGUACCCUAUGAAUGUGUUCCCACUUGUCAAUGGGAACCCCCAUACCCCCACCCUGGAGAAACAUGGGGUGUUAGACUUAAGGUGAAACAAAAUCUGGGAAAAUGCCCUACCACAUGGGGGCAGUAUAUGUAUUUAGUCUGAACCCCUUAAAACCCCCACUAAAUUCUGAUGGAAAAAUUAUUUUUCAAUUAAAUUAAAUUAAAUUAAAUUAUAUAAUACUUUGAUCCCCCAAAAAUUAUCCUGCUAAACUGUGCUAAUCACCCAACCACUGGGGGAAGUUUUGCAAGAGAAUCGCCAAUCAUUUGCCCACAUUUACAAUCACCCAACCACUGGGGGAAGUUUUGCAAAAGAGAAUCGCCAAUCAUUUGCCCACAUUUACCGGAGAAUCGCCAAUCAUUUGCCCACAUUUACCAGGAUGGGGGUUCCCAUUGACAAGUGCUUUAAAUGAAUAAGCACGUUACAAGUUGUUGAUUUAUUGCAGUGCUUCCGCAUGAAAGUGAUGGAUGGGGGUUCCCAUUGACAAGUGCUUUAAAUGAAUAAGCACGUUACAAGUUGUUGAUUUAUUGCAGUGCUUCCGCAUGAAAGUGAUUCUGGUUCAGAAAAUGAUGACGAUUUAGAUGAGGAGUCUGCUCUUGGUGCUCCUGCACCAGCAAAGAAAGGUACAGUAACUUUAGGCGAUUUAGAUGAGGAGUCUGCUCUUGGUGCUCCUGCACCAACAAAGAUUUGAGCAAGGGGGGAAAACACCAUCUAAAUAGUGUCUGAUUUUUCUUACAGUAGCAAGGUUUCUAUUUAAAUUUCUCUUAUUAUUAUAUUAUAUCAUGUCAUGAUAUAUUAAUAUUAUGUUAAUAUUAUAUUAUAUUAUAUCAGUGUCUAGAAAACCAAGAAAAAGAGCUAGCAGGCUCUCUGUUAUGAACAUGCUGGAAGAAAAGUAUGACAGGAAAGCAAGUCUAAAGGAGCAAGAGCUCAAGCAGAGGAUGUUAGAAUUUGAGUUUGAGAAACAAAAAUUUGAAAUCGAGGCAGCUGAACGGAAAGAAAGACUUGAUUUGGAACUAGAAGAAAAGAGAAUGAUGUUAAGUCUCCUAAAAGACAAGUUGUUAUAG
Molecule: messenger RNA, 3078 nt
Organism: Paramuricea clavata
Lineage: Eukaryota; Metazoa; Cnidaria; Anthozoa; Malacalcyonacea; Plexauridae
Source: the annotation of a GenBank genome assembly